Messenger RNA from Bombina bombina (fire-bellied toad), 9144 nucleotides. RefSeq names its product zinc finger protein 292 (gene ZNF292). The record is from RefSeq and is a predicted model, not a curated record. Lineage: Eukaryota; Metazoa; Chordata; Amphibia; Anura; Bombinatoridae. Gene Ontology annotation, biological process: regulation of transcription by RNA polymerase II. Gene Ontology annotation, molecular function: DNA binding; DNA-binding transcription factor activity, RNA polymerase II-specific. The transcript has 8 exons. Gene Ontology annotation, cellular component: nucleus. The coding region runs from base 65 to 8239 and encodes 2724 amino acids.
AUGACGCCGUCUGGCGACUGUGAGCGAGAGAGUUUGUGUGUACGAGACUGACUUGGGUGUGAAGAUGGCGGACGGGGAGGCCGGGCAGCUUACCGCUCCCGGCCCCAACCCUGUCCCGGAUGUGUCUGUUGAGAUUCCCCGGUUGGAGGAGAGGUUACAGGAGCUUGAAAACCGCCUUCGAGUUGGGGAUGAGGAAUCUGUGGAAGCUGCGACCGACUAUUGCCAACGGUUCUGUCAGACUCUCCUUGAGUAUGCAGAGAAAUGGAAGGCAACUGAGCACUCUUUGCCCCUUCUGGAAGUGUACACUGUGGCUAUUCAAAAUUAUGCUAAAGCAAGACCCUACCUGACGUCGGAGUGUCAGAAUGUUGCCCUUGUGCUUGAGCGCCUAGCUUUAAGCUGCGUUGAACUUCUCUUGUGUCUGCCACUUGAAUUAUCUGAUGAUCGAUGGAGAACAUUUCAGUCUGUAAUUCAGGUCGCUCACACACAGCUCGCUGAAAAUGGCAACCAUGAACUAUUUCUUUUGUAUAGCAUGUCUCAGAAAACUGGUGUAUGGACAGAUCUAGUGCUGGAUAAAAUAGUUAACCAGGAAGUUCAGGAUCCACAUCAAGUUGAUGCAUUUUUGAUUUCUGAGGGUCCACUUUUGCUGGAGAUGCGAAUCAAGAGACUUCUAAAACUUCGCAAAGUGGCAUCUGCAACGUUCCUAGCCAAAUUGUGCUCAGAUCACCAGGAAAUAUCUAAAAAAGGCAACUUCAAACAACUCUACCUUACAUGUCUUUGUGCAGCCUCACCAAAUAUAAAGCUUGUAGAAGAAAUUGCCAAAGUUGAUUGCAAAGAUGCACUGGAUAUGAUCUGUAAUCUGGAAUCAGAAGGGGAUGAGCAGACCUCACUCAUAUUAUGUGCAGCUUUUCUGUCUCGUCAGCUGCAGUUUGGAGAGAUGUACUGUGCUUGGGAGCUCACAUUGUUUUGGAGUAAAUUACAAAGAAGAGUAGAUCCAUCAAUACAAGUUUAUCUGGAAAGAUGUCGCCAACUAUCUUUGUUGACCAAAACAGUGUACCACAUAUUCUUUUUGAUUAAAGUCAUUCAGUCAGAGACUGAGGUAGCAGGACUACCAACGUGUAUUGAACUGUGUGUGCGAGCUCUGCGUUUGGAGUCAAGUGAAAACUCAAAAGUAAAAAUCUCCAUCUGCAAGACAAUCUCUUGUUUGUUGCCGAAUGACCUAGAAGUUAAGAGAGCUUGUCAGCUUAGUGAAUUCCUUCUGGAGCCUACUGUGGAUGCAUACUAUGCUGUUGAAAUGUUGUAUAAUCAGCCAGAUCAAAAAUAUGAUGAGGAAAGUCUUCCUGUUCCAAACUCUCUGAGAUGUGAGCUUUUGCUUGUAUUGAAAACACGCUGGCCAUUUGAUCCUGAAUUUUGGGAUUGGAAAACCUUAAAGCGCCAAUGUCUUGCAUUAAUGGGAGAAGAGGCCUCUAUUGUGUCUUCAAUAGAUGAACUUAAUGAUAAUGAAGUUUAUGAACAGACGAACGAUUACCAGGAUUCUACCAAAAUCACCCCUUUGAAUGGUAUUGAUUGGUUUGAGGACACAAAUAAUGUUCACAGAGAUCUCCAGCAAGGAAAACCGAAGAAGAAUCGAAUUAAAUACAUGAAGGAAAAGGGACGUGUCUCUGAAAGAUUUAGAAACUGGCAAGCUUACAUGCAGUACUGUGUACUCUGUGACAAAGAAUUUCUCGGUCACAGAAUUGUUCGGCAUGCACAAAAACAUUGCAAAGAUGGAAUUUACAGUUGUCCAAUUUGUGCAAAGCCGUACACUUGUAAAGACAGCUUUGUUCCACAUGUAACUUUACACGUUAAGGAAUCUUGCAAAGAGAGACUAGAAACUAUGAAACCCUUACGAAGAUUGAGAAAAGUACCUAAAAAGGUAGCCACCUGCAAAAACAAAAAAGCUGUUACGGUUUCAAAACAAGAACGUCCAAUAAGGAAAAACUCCAUGUAUUUGGAUGACUUCAUUGUAUUUAACGAUAAUGAUAAUUCAGAUGACAACGAUGAAAAAGAUAACCAGUUUAUUUUACCAAUAGAAAAGCAAGUGUGUGUUAAUGAGUUUCCUUGUCCUAUAGAAUUUUGCACAAAAAGAUUUAAGUACUUCAAAAAUUUAAUUGCACAUGUGAAGGGUCACAAGGACAAUAUAGAAGCUACACGUUUCCUUGAGAUGCAAAGUAAAAAAGUAAUCUGUCAGUACUGCAGGCGCCAGUUUGUUAGUCUAACUCAUUUAAAUGACCAUUUACAAAUGCACUGUGGCGUUAAACCUUAUAUAUGCAUACAACUGAAGUGCAAAGCCAGUUUUGAUACCUAUGCUGACUUACUAGCUCACAGGAAGGAACACCGGGUCUUUAGAGCAAGGUGUAUGUUUCCUAAAUGUGGGAGAAUAUUCUCUGCAGCUUACAUGUUGUUUGAUCAUGAAGCUCAACACUACUACACUUUUACAUGUAAACAUGUUGGCUGUGGAAAAAUCUAUCAUUCACAUAUUGAGUUAGAGAAGCACUUAAACGAACAUGGUCACCAAAACACUUUGCAAGAGAGCAAUUCUACCACAAAUGCUGAAUUGACUGUGCCAAAUAUUCCAGCCAAAUUCAGUGAUAUCACAAUUAAAAAGGAAACCUUAUAUGAGGAGCAUCCAGUAACAAAUAAUGACUUUAGUACAAUACCAUCAAAUUCAGCUGAUGUGAAUGAACCAAUUGUGGCUAAAGAUUUGCAACUGCCUCAAACCAAGCUAAUGCCAAAAGAAGUUUCCCUUGCUCCUGAUGGACUAAAUCAGACCUCAAGUUUACUUGAUCAUCUUUCCCCUCCCGUUGAAGUUCUUCCUUCUCCAAAUAUACUUAAUACAGCUUUGCCAUCAUCCUCUGAUCUGAUUAAUCAAGUUCUGCCACCUAUAGGAAGUGUUUUAAGUUCCACAAAUUCAUCAGACUCCAUUAAAAUACCUUCACAUGAUGGGGAAUUUAAUGACAGCCUGAUACAUCCACAAAGCCUUAUUGCAAGAAGUAAUGAAAAUGAAUUAACUAAGACACAUGGUAGCAAACAGCCUGGUGUUCAAGAGCAAUGUCUUCCAGAUUUUCAAGAACCCAAAAUUAACCCUGGAGAUUUGUCUAAAAAAAACAUUGACUGUACAAAUUCUGAUAACCUCAAGGCAGAGGCAAACAAUGUAAUAUCCCUUAAUUUACAGGGCCAACAAGCUGCUUUGUGUGAAAAUUCACUUGUCAGUGGGUUUGGAGGUGGUGGUAAAUCUGAAACAGUUUUACCAUUGCCCCUUGAAACUAGUAUGCUUUCUAAUGUCUUACCAACAGUAUCUCCUUCUGCUCCACCAAUCCCACCUCAGAGGUUUAAAUGCAAUGUAGAGGGUUGCACUCGCAUUUACAAUUCCAUCCAGAGUAUUGGAAAACACAUGAAGACUACCCAUCCUGAACACUAUGAUGAUUUUAAAAUGGAACGCAAGAAUAGAAAAAAACAACUAAGAAGUGGCACUCCAGGAAGGACUGCAGCAGAUGUCAAACUCCCAUAUUGUAUACUGCCAGGCGUAGAUAAUACAACAAAAUCUGCUUUUCCAUCACAGUUACAAAAUGGAGGAAAUCCCAGUUUUUCAAAUCAGUUGCAGCACCUCUCUAGUUCAGAAGAUGGUUCCACAAGCACAGUUUUUUCAUCACAAGUACAAAAUGGUUCAGAUUCCAGUUUUUCAAAUCCACUUCAGCAUCUUUCAAGUCCUUCUUUUCCUACUCACCUCGAAAACCUUGUUAAUCCAAUAUUAAAUUCAGUGGAAAGUAUUAUAACUCAAGGCUUGUCCAAAAAUGUAAGCGAAUCUCUCUUGGUCUCAGAGACUGGUAGUUUAACAAAUUCAACACUAACAACACAACUAGAAGAUUUGGCAAAAGUAGUUUUACCAAUGAAAUUUGAAAAUGGCUCAGACCCUUUUCUUCCACUUCCCACAGAAAAUGAUCCACUGCCUGUUAUGUCGUCACUCACUGGGGGUACUGUAUUUUCACAGCUUGAAAGUAACACCAGUCAUGAACAUGUAUUAGCGAGUGAAACUGCAAGCUCUGUAUUUCUGAAAGAAGAACCUGAUACUGCAAACUCUUUUAUUAAGCAAGAGGACAAUACAGAUGUGGAUACCAACUUUAACUUGGAAAAAUCAGCUAGUAUACUUUUAAAUUCCAAUGACCAAAAAGUUAAUACUGGACAGACUUCAAAAACCAGGGAUAGAAAAACAAAACACAGCAAACGACCAAAGUGCCCCGCAAUAAUCAGAGAUGGCAAAUUUAUAUGUAGCAGGUGUUUUAGGGUGUUUACUAAUCCAAGGUCACUUGGUGGUCAUUUGUCUAAACGAGCUAUAUGCAAACCACACAAUGAAUAUGAUAUUUCACAUGAUAUCCCUCAAAGAGAUGGUCAGUCUUCUGUUUUAGCUAGUAUGAUACUUUCUGCCAGUCCACAACAGAAUAACCAGCCACCUAAGCAGACAUUUCAUCCUGAAACGAACCUCACAAAUCAGCCUUUUGUUAAUGCAAUUUCUACUGACAAUCCAACAUCAUUAUUGCAAAGUGAGUUUACACAAUCUAACUUUACUAGUGAGAACAAGGUGAAGAGUCCGCAGGGACCUCAGAUAAAAGGAGUUGUAGAGCAUAAAGCAGCGCCAGUCAGUGUCACUUCAGAUAAUUGUGUGCCCAAUAAUUUUCAAAUAAGUACUGACUCAAUCACUGACUCAAUCAGUGCAUCAAAUGUCGUCAUGUCACAUAUUGUACAGACAGGCAGUUUCAAAGAGGAUAAUAGUAAAAUGACAGAUAAUUGUAAUGAUAUAUCAGCUUUUUCUAACAUUGAUUUUUUGAAUACUGCUGAAAAUGGACUGCCCUCAGAUGUGCUAAAUUCAGUUGCAGAAAACAUUACCCCUAUUCCUUUGAAUAGUAAAAGAGUUUCUGUUAUUAGUUGCCCUCAGAAUUCAACACCCAAGAAAAAGAAUGGCAGUUCUAAGAAAAAGAAGAAAGUGCUUGAUCUGCCUCAUAGAAGAAAUCCAUCCCAUGAAUUGGCAAAAAACCUUUUAGCAGCUGUAGGAAACCUGCCUACAAGUAUUGGAGGGGAUAUGCAGAUAUCAACAGAAUUGCAACCAAGCCUUGAUAAUUACGGAUCAGACUUUUUAAAAAAUAUUGCAAAACAUUUAAAUAGCACAGACAAACAAAUCUUUCCUCCCUAUAUAAAUGAAAGUCAUGUUAAUCCGGAAGUUUCUGCUUUACCACCACUAAAUGUAAAGACAGAAAAAUGUGAGUCUAUGAUCCAGCCGUCUUAUACACCUGAACGCAAAGAACCAUCAGAUCUUGACGUUCGGUCUGACUUUACAAGAAGACCUUUUGAGGACCUUUCCCCUGAGGCAAUUGAUGUGUUUUCAGUUAGCAGUAAUAUUCAGAAUGCAUGUGCUAGUUCACCACAGAGCCAGAUUACUGUAAAUGGGAAUAUAGAUAUGCCAGGCGAUUUACGUAAUACAAUUUCUCCUAGCAGUGUUCAUCAUUCAUGUAUUGUAUCAAACAUCCCUAUCUGUUCCGUGUCACCUACUCAAGAAACCGAUACAAAGCUAGAUGCACAAAUAUUAGAAAUUAUGGAAUUGGUGCAAAAACUUCAGUUAUUGGAUAAUGGCUUCUCUGAAAAUCUAGACUCAAAUCCAGUGUCUGAAUGCCCACUUGUUAGCUCUUUACCUCAGACAUCAAGUGUAAUUGUUCCAAAUCCAAGUUUGAAUGUGUUAGCUCAGCAAACAGAUGAUGAUACUCCAUUGAUAGAUAAAUCAAAUAAACCUUUUAUUUGCCAAGAGAUGGAAUGUACGUAUUGUGCAAUGACAAAGGAUGCUUUGUUUAAACACUACAGCAAAGUGCAUUGCUACACAAAAGAAAAAAUACUAGAGAUCAAGAAACACCAACUUAAGUUUGCCCCUUUUAAGUGUGUUGUUCCCACCUGUACAAAAACAUUUACUAGAAAUUCCAAUCUCCGGGCACAUUGCCAGACUACACAUCGGUUUACAGCUGAACAAAUGAUCAGACUUAAAAUAAAAAGACCGUAUGAAAAGAAAGCAGUCAAUGACGGUAUAGCUUCCCCAACUCAUGAAACAUCAAACAAAGCCCCUGAAAUGGUAAACUGUUGUGCAUUAGGCAUGACUUCACAAACUCCAGAUUCACAAGCGAUUAGUAAACAAUCUGAUACUGAUCAGGACAAGUUAACCUUAGAAGCCAUAGAACUAAGUAAAGUAGAAGAAAGUAUAACCUCUGUAAUUAUGUCAUCUCAGACUUCACACCUUUCUUUUUCGAAGAAAAACAGGAGGGGUCCUAAAGUAAGAAUCAGAAUUAGGGAUAAAGAAAUGGUACAGAAGAAACCAAGAGAAAAAGACCUUAAAAAUUCCCAGGGGAUAAACUCUUUUAAACCUUACAAAUGUGUCCACCAAGGUUGCACAGCUGCUUUUACUAUUCAACAAAAUUUAAUACUCCAUUACCAAGCAGUUCACAAAUCAGACCUGUGUAAGUUCUCAUUGGGAGAUGAGGAAAAGGGAAAUAAACUAAAUCCAAAUGAAGGUCAAAAUGCAGAAUUUAGAUGUAUGGAAACAGACUGCUCAAGAAUAUUUCAAGAAGUCACCAGCCUGAUACAACAUUACAUGAAACUUCAUGAGAUGAUUGCAGAGGAAAUAGAAAACGCUUUAGCUGUUCAACACAUUGAAAAUUUUAAAUGUGAUCAGUACCCUUGUACGUUUGUAUUUACCAAUUGUUCUGCUUAUAUUGGGCAUCUUGAGGAAACCCAUGACCUAAAGAUGAAAAGAGUUAGAAUGGAUGGUGAUGAAAUGUACAAGUGUGAUAUUGGUGACUGUGACCGUGUUUAUGCAACAAGGUCAAAUUUGUUGAGGCAUAUUUUUCGCAAGCAUAAUGAAAAGCAUAAUGAGCAUCUUAUCAGACCCAGGAAAUUAAGUUUAAGCGAUCAAGAUAGCUUGGAUGACAGAACACUGAAUGAAAAACCUAAGGUGUUUAAGCAUAAAGCAGAUGGUGAUGUUUGUAUUGACCUCUCCAAAACAAAGCGAAAAAAAGUCAUCAGGACUGAAAAAGAUCUCAAAAGUGAACCAGGACAAAACAAACUUAAUCCUCUGACUUUGAAAUAUUGUAGGCACACUUAUUCAUUAAAAACAAAAGAUGAUGCUCUUUCAGAAUGUUUAGAUGACCCUGCAAGGCAGUAUCCUUGUAUGGUACGUGGUUGUUCAUCCAUUGUUACCAGUGAACACAAUAUUAUAAGGCAUUACAAAUGCCAUAAACUGUCUAGAGCUUUCAUUUUAAAGCAUAGCAAAGCACUAAUUGUUUGCAAAAGUCGUGGGCGAUCCAAAGCACAUACAGUGUCUUCAACUUUUGAACCUACAGAAAACCCCAAAACAAUAGUAAAUGAACCUCCUACACCAUUGCUUAAAGAUCCCAGUCCUGGUUUAAUAGACAGUAGUGAUGAAUCUACUAUAUCUACGUCUCAGCAGAGUGAAAAUGAGAAAGAUGAGAUGGAUGAGCUUGCAGAACUGUUUAUUGCAAAACUAAGUAAUGAGGAUAGCACAGGGUCUGAUAGCCAAGCAAGAACUCCCUCCUUUGUGAGCAGUGACUUACAAGACGCAGGCUCUUGUCCGUCAGAACCACCUAGGGAAAAAUCUAAUACAAGAACCAUUAAACAAAGAAUUAGUCUUGUAAAUAAAAAGAGGAAAAUAGAUACAUCUGAUGAAAUGUCUGCCGAGACAUGCAGUACUCUAAGCGGUGAGGAAACUAUUCCUGGUUUACAUACCACAGAAGAUCCUCCGGCCUUUGAUUUGAGUUCAUUUAAACCUAUGGGAUUUGAGGUAUCCUUCCUUAAAUUCCUAGAAGAAUCUGCUGCCAAGCAAAAGAAAAGUGUAGAAAUAAAUUACUGCAAGAGCAAAGACAAGACACUAUUACAAGCAAGUGAGAGAGACUCACCAGUAUCUCUUGAUGAUGUGGAUUCAUGGGAAGACACUAACACUUAUUUAGUAUUUGAUAAUCGUUCCCAACUUCCCAACUUGGACAAUGUAAAGGUAGUUUUAGACCAGACUUUUAAUAACUACAUUGACCUUGUGGUAAAACAGCUUCAUGACCUGAAACCUACUGUGGUUCUCAAGCAUAUCUGUUGGGAAGAAUUGUACAGAAUUGCAAACGAACAAAGUUUAGACACAGAAGGAGUUACCACUGUCUAGAGAUCCUGGUAUAUUCAACUGUACAAUUUUUGUGAUCUAGGAACUAUAAAGCAUGCAAAUAAAUGUAUUUUUCUUAGGGAUUUUGUUGUGUGUGUGAAUUAUCCUUGCAAAAAGGAUCAUGGCUGUAGUCAUGCAGUGUUUUUAUUCCAUUUUAUCCCUAUGGGACUUGAAGAAUGGAAUUGUUUAUUAAUGUAAAUAUUGUUUCAGAAUUUCAAUAUUUCUAUUGAUAAAUUGUCCUUUCACAAAUUUAAUUCUGUGUCUAUGAUUUGGUAUAGUCACCAGUUCACAGCUUAUGUAUAACAGGAACUUUUUAUUUGUAAAUAACUUUUUUGUAAAUAUUACUGUAAAACAUUUGCUGCCUAAGUCUAAACUAUUAAACAAGACAUUUAUAUUCUGGAUUUUAAUUUGUAAAUAUGAAUAUAUAUAUUUUUUUUCUUUAAAUUGUUUUGCGUUGCAAUGGGUUAGACUUUUUGACCAAAUACUUGAAUCUCCAUUUGUGUUAAACGUGUAAUAGCAAUCACAUGUAAAGAAGUAAAUCCUUUUUUAUUUUUCUUUGUUUUACUUUUUUUUUUUUUUUUUUUUCUACUUGGAUUAUUUGUAGACAACAAAAUUUUGAACAUUGUCAUUCUUGGCCUCAUAAUGCUAGUAUUGAAUGACUGUAAUAUACAGUACAUAGUCAGUAUUUUAUGACAUUUUAGUAACAUAACAAAAAAAACUGUGUGAAAUAGAAUUAAACUUUUUGUUUUCCCUUUUUAUUUAUAUAUUUUUUUUUUGUUAAGUCCAUUUGUCUUAGAAAUUGAAUAGUGGUGUGCAGCAUUGUAUAUAGAAAUAUACACACAAUUAUAUUGAGGUGGUGAUUUGUGUAGUAACCCAGUAUUGCCUUAAAUAAAAAUCACAUUUCUUUU